This is a messenger RNA of Adineta steineri, 1524 nucleotides long. Lineage: Eukaryota; Metazoa; Rotifera; Eurotatoria; Adinetida; Adinetidae. The record is from the annotation of a GenBank genome assembly.
AUGUUAGUGUGUUCAAACUGUGCUAUCCGUUUAUCUCCAGUUCUAUACAAAUAUUUUGCUACAUGUUCUCUAUCAACUUUAUCAUCAAAACCAUGGUUAUCUGCUAAUAACGUCCUUGGAAAUUCAAAUCGAACAAAUCUUCCUAACUCAUCACAAUCAAAAACUAUUACUAUUUUUCCUCUUUCACAUUCACGUUCAUUUCAUACAUCAAAUAAACGAGAUAAAAAAGAUUACUAUGAUGUGUUAGGCAUACAAAAAACAGCCACUGCAAAAGAUGUCAAAAAAGCUUAUUAUACGUUAGCUAAACAAUAUCAUCCAGAUACAACCGAUAAGAAAGAUGCGGCAACCACAAAAAAGUUUCAAGAAGUUUCAGAAGCUUAUGAAGUAUUAAGUGAUGAAGGAAAACGAAAAAAUUAUGAUACAUAUGGUAUGGGUGGUGAUCCAUUUAGUGGUGCAGGUACUAGUUCAUAUCCCGGUGCACGUGGUCGUUCAAGUAGUUCAGGUCAAGGUGACUUCCGUGGUUAUGAAUCUUAUCAAUCUCAAGUUGAUCCUGAAGAAUUAUUUCGAAAAAUUUUUGGUGAUGCAUUUAGUCGAGGAGGAUUUGGUAAUCAUGAAUGGAUGAAUGAUGCACAAGGGAAUGAUUUUGGUAAACAAGGAAUUAGUCAAUUAUCACUAGAUUUAACAUUUCAAGAAGCUGUACGCGGUUGUAACAAAGAUGUUAAUAUUAGAAUUAUUGAUACAUGUCCAACUUGCAAAGGUAGUCGUUGUGCACCUGGUAGUCAACCACAAAAAUGUCGUACGUGUAAUGGAACCGGUAUGGAAACAAUUGAAACUGGCCCAUUUUUUAUGCGUGCAAGUUGUCGAACAUGUCAUGGUCGACGUGAAACAAUUACAAAACCAUGUGUUGAAUGUUCAGGAAAAGGAAAAACAGCACAAAAAAAAUUUGUAUCGAUACCCGUACCAGCUGGCAUAGAGGAUGGACAAACAAUGAGAAUUAAUUUAGGUUCAUCUGAAGUAUUUGUAACUUUUCGAGUUAAAACAAGUGAAAAAUUUCGAAGAGAUAAAGAAGAUAUUCAUAGUGAAGUAAAUUUAUCUAUUGUUCAAGCAAUACUUGGAGGUGCUAUUAAAGUACCAGGAAUUUAUGAAGAUCAUCUUUUACAAAUUCCAGCCGGUACACAAUCCCAUCAACGUUUUCGUUUGAUUGGUAAAGGUAUUAAACGUCUUCAAAGUCCAGGAACAGGUGAUCAUUAUGUCCAUAUAAAAAUAAAAGUUCCUACACGAUUAACUGCGGAACAAAAAGCAUUAGUAUUAUCAUAUGCAGAAUUAGACAAAGAUAUUGAUGGAACAAUAAAUGGAUUAACACAAACAAAAUCAGGGAACCGAGUGAUAAAUGAGGAUGAUUAUCCAUUAUUAAAAACCGUACGAAAUGCAUUAUCUAAUUUACCGUCAGAGAGUAAAAAAGUAGCCGAAACGAUUGAUGAAACAGACACGAAACGCAAGGCAACAGCGAAAAAACAAAAUUAG